CCCAGCCUCCCCCCCCACCCCCCCGUUCAUGGCCCCUCCGGACUCGGCCCCUGCGCCCGGGGCCCGGGCCCAGCCCCGUUGCGCCAUGUCCGCGUCGGGCGCGCCCUGGCCCGCGCCCCGCCGCCGCCCCCCGGCUCCCGCGUCGCCCCAUAGCCCGGGCCGCACUGCGCGCCGCCCGCAGCGGCCGUGAGCCCCUAUCCCCGCACGCUGCCUGGGAACCGGAGCGCAGAAGCGCGCGCGCCUGGAAGCGAGACCCAGAGAAGGAGCGGGAAGCAGAGCGCAGUCGCCGCCGGGCCCUGCGCGCCCCGGGAGCGCAGCGCGGCCCUGCCCGCGGGCUCCGGGUGUCCGCGGGGCGGCGCCGCGGAACAUGACGGCGCCCUGGGCGGCCCUCGCCCUUCUCUGGGGAUCGCUGUGCGCCGGUUCCGGGCGAGGGGAGGCUGAGACUCGGGAGUGCAUCUAUUACAACGCCAACUGGGAGCUGGAGCGCACCAACCAGAGCGGCCUGGAGCGCUGCGAGGGGGAACAGGACAAGCGCUUGCACUGCUAUGCCUCGUGGCGCAACAGCUCGGGCACCAUCGAGCUGGUGAAGAAGGGCUGCUGGCUAGAUGACUUCAAUUGCUACGACAGGCAGGAGUGUGUGGCCACUGAGGAGAACCCCCAGGUGUACUUCUGCUGCUGCGAAGGCAACUUCUGCAACGAGCGCUUCACCCACUUGCCGGAGCCUGGGGGCCCAGAAGUCACGUACGAGCCACCCCCGACAGCCCCCACCCUGCUCACGGUGCUGGCCUAUUCGCUGCUGCCCAUUGGAGGCCUCUCUCUCAUCGUCCUGCUGGCCUUCUGGAUGUAUCGGCAUCGAAAGCCUCCGUACGGCCAUGUGGACAUCCACGAGGUGAGACAGUGCCAGCCUUGGGCAGGGAGAAAGGUUGGCCGUGCAGGCUCCCUGAAGCCCUUGCUUUUCCAGGACCCUGGGCCUCCACCCCCGUCCCCUCUGGUGAGCCUGAAGCCACUGCAGUUGCUGGAGAUCAAGGCUCGGGGUCGCUUUGGCUGCGUUUGGAAGGCUCAGCUCAUGAACGACUUUGUGGCUGUGAAGAUCUUCCCACUUCAGGACAAACAGUCGUGGCAGAGUGAACGGGAAAUCUUCAGCACACCCGGCAUGAAGCACGAAAACCUGUUGCAGUUCAUUGCUGCCGAGAAACGAGGCUCCAACCUGGAGGUGGAGCUGUGGCUCAUCACGGCCUUCCAUGACAAGGGCUCCCUCACGGAUUACCUCAAGGGGAACAUCAUCACGUGGAACGAACUGUGCCAUGUGGCAGAGACGAUGUCACGAGGCCUCUCGUACCUGCAUGAGGAUGUGCCGUGGUGUCGUGGUGAGGGCCACAAGCCUUCGAUUGCCCACAGGGACUUCAAAAGCAAGAAUGUACUGCUGAAGAGUGACCUCACCGCCGUGCUGGCUGACUUUGGCCUGGCUGUUCGGUUUGAGCCAGGGAAGCCUCCAGGGGAUACCCAUGGACAGGUUGGCACCAGACGGUACAUGGCCCCCGAGGUGCUGGAGGGAGCCAUCAACUUCCAGAGAGACGCCUUCCUGCGUAUCGACAUGUACGCCAUGGGCCUGGUGCUGUGGGAGCUCGUCUCUCGGUGCAAGGCUGCCGACGGGCCUGUUGAUGAGUACAUGCUGCCCUUCGAGGAGGAGAUUGGCCAACACCCUUCGCUGGAGGAACUUCAGGAGGUGGUUGUCCACAAGAAGAUGAGGCCCGCCAUUAAGGAUCACUGGCUGAAGCACCCGGGCCUGGCCCAGCUCUGCGUGACCAUCGAGGAGUGCUGGGACCACGAUGCAGAGGCUCGCCUCUCUGCAGGCUGUGUGGAGGAGCGGGUAUCCCUGAUCAGGAGGUCGGUCAACGGCACUACCUCGGACUGUCUGGUCUCUCUGGUGACCUCCGUCACCAAUGUGGACCUGCUCCCUAAAGAGUCCAGCAUCUAAGCCCGGGACACUAGCGUCUCUCCAGACUCAGUGGAUCUGAAGAAAAACAAGGAAAAAAAAAAGUUGUGUUUUGUUUUGGAAAUCCCAUAAAACCAACAAACACAUAAAAUGCAGCUGCUAUUUUACCUUGACUUUUAUUAUUAUUAUAAUUAUUAUAAUUAUUAUUAAUAAUAUUAUUUUUGGAUUGGAUCAGUUUUUACCAGCAUAUUGUUCUACUGUA
Molecule: messenger RNA, 2198 nt
Organism: Mastomys coucha (southern multimammate mouse)
Lineage: Eukaryota; Metazoa; Chordata; Mammalia; Rodentia; Muridae
Gene: Acvr2b
Product: activin A receptor type 2B
Exons: 10
Coding region: 368-1978 (536 amino acids)
Biological process (GO): protein phosphorylation; activin receptor signaling pathway; cellular response to growth factor stimulus
Cellular component (GO): activin receptor complex; plasma membrane
Molecular function (GO): ATP binding; activin binding; activin receptor activity
Source: RefSeq, a predicted model, not a curated record